Messenger RNA from Anisakis simplex (herring worm), 435 nucleotides. NCBI's taxonomy places the organism in Eukaryota, Metazoa, Nematoda, Chromadorea, Rhabditida, Anisakidae. The record is from the annotation of a GenBank genome assembly.
GAUCUACGGCAUCGAUUCAACGACAAACAACAACUCCGUGCUAUGCUCAAGGCCAGGCGAUUGGACGUGAAUGUGGAUGAUGUUGAGGCGAAGUAUCAGCGAUGGUGGAAAGCGUANNNNAUUCUCAGUGUCGCGAACUUUUUUGAAAGUCGCGAUGCCAAGCUGAAAGGACAGCUGCUCAGCGAAAGUGACGGUCUUCUGAGCGCGUUGAGACUGCCGAAUGAUCUAGCACCAGGAACACCAACUGUGGACAGUGCUUCUGAGAAGCGUGAUCGUUGUGUUGAGAAGUCUCCAAAACAUAUGGAAUUUCUUCGUAAAGCCGGCAUGAUCAAAGUUUGCCGUCAAUUUUUGCUUCGAUAUUCCGAUACUUUACGGUUUGAGCAUAUUUAUAAAGCGCAUCACCAGCUUGCUUCGGUAUCCCGAGGAAAUGCAUAA